Dermatophagoides farinae (American house dust mite) is the source of this 4198-nucleotide messenger RNA. Lineage: Eukaryota; Metazoa; Arthropoda; Arachnida; Sarcoptiformes; Pyroglyphidae. The record is from RefSeq and is a predicted model, not a curated record.
UUUUGUCUCGGUUUUUUUUGCAUUUGUAAUUGUUGUAUACAAAAUAAAAACAUUGGAAAAUUAAUGUUUUUGCUUUUAUCAGAAUUCACUUUAGCCCUUUCUGUAGUGAUUAAACUUUGAAAUUCUGAAAAUGAUUUUGAAAACUAUUAUUUAUCCUGUUUCCUGCAUGAGCCGUCAUUUCUUCUGAAUUAUUUGGCAUUAUCGUUGAAUACUUUUAUUCAUCAUAAUUUUUGCAUUUAUUGUGUAUGAGAACACUCAUCUAGGCUUUAUUGUCGUUCGUAAUUUCAAGUUUCAAGUUCUGUGAUAAAAUACAAAAAUUUACAUGAAAGAUUUGUUAUAAAAAAUUAAUCGGAAUCGAAUGCAAAUUUUCAUUCUUAUUUUUUGACGUCAACUUUGUUUUCUCAUCAAAAAAUGCCUCCCGAUCAUUCUUUUAAUGUCAAAGACUUUAUAAAUGAAGCCAAAGAUGAUUUUCAUUCACCAACAACAUCGACAUUUUAUUCAAAUAUUUCCUAUUGUAAACAAUUGGUCAACUCUAUUGAAGAGGGCCUUGAUCUUGAUCGAAAUGGAUUGUCCAAGAUGAAAAAAUCUGUUAAAGCUAUACAUAAUGGAGGAUGUGCUAAUUAUGGAAAUAAAAUCAUAUUGUAAUCUUUAGAAAAAUUGGGUAUCAAUUCGUCAAAUUUACGUGAAAAGGAAGAAUUUAUUGGAGCUGCAUUUGUGAAAUUUUCAUUCAUCGUAAAAGAAUUGGCCGCUUUGGAAAAAACUUUAAUGCAAAGCUUAUGCAAUAUAAUUAUGUUUCCCGUGGAUAACGUUCUCAAAGGUGAUCUUAAAGGUGUGAAGAAUGAGUUGAAAAAACCCGUCGAUAAAGCGUUAAAAGAAUAUGAAAUUAAAAUGAGCAAACUUGAAAAAGAGAAAAAAGCUCAGGCCAAAGAAGCCGGAUUAAUACGGACUGAAAUAACCGGAGCUGAAAUGGCAGAAGAAAUGGACCGUGAAAGGAAACAGCUCCAAUAUCAGAUGUGUGAAUAUUUGAUUAAAGCGAAUGAUAUUGAGAUGAAGAAAUCUUUUGAUUUGCUACUGCAUUAUAUCGAAUAUUUUAAUGCUCAAUGUAAAUAUUUUCGUGCUGGUCUUGAAGCAAUUGAACAAUUUCAAUCAUUUAUCAAUGAUUGUACAGUACAGAUACAGCAAGCACGACAACGAAAAGAGGAAGAGAAACGAGAAUUGUUCGAACUUAGAUCAUUGCUUAAAUCAUCCAAUGCAUUAUUUGAUACUUAUUCGAUGAAUACUAGUUCAAUAAUGAAUGAUUCGCAUCAUUCGGAUCAAUCGAAUAGGCGAUCGGUUGGCUAUUAUUCUUUACACCAACCUCAAGGUAACAAACAAUAUGGGUGUUAUAAAUCGGGAUAUUUGCUGAAAAAAUCCGAGAGUAAAAUGCGUGUCAAAGUAUGGCAAAAACGUAAAUGUGAAGUCAAAGACGGAUUCCUUUACAUUUGGCAUUCGGAUGAAUCAAAACCACCUACUAAAGUAAAUUUGUUGACAUGUCAGAUUAAAACUUGUCAGCAACAACAGAAUGUGCAAUCACAAUCGAUAACAGGUGAUGAUAGAGCACAAUCAUCAUUGUCACAAACAUCCAAUCUGACCAAUCCGGCUAAUAAUCAACUUAAAAAUUUUGGAACUAAUUUUGAUCUCAUCUCCUAUAAUCGUACUUAUCAUUUUCAAGUAGAAGAUGAACAUGAUGCCGAAGCCUGGAUAUCCGUUCUAAUUAACAACAAGGAAGGUGCUCUUAAAAAAGAGUUUGAUAACUCCACGUCUGAUAAAGUUGCAAAUUCUGAGCUAGCAUAUUCAUCGAUGGCAAUGACCAAUUCUAAUAAUCGAAUAAUAGAUUCAUCAAAUGAUCCAAAUUCCAAUCUUCCUAAACUUCGUCAAAACAUAAUUGAACAUAUACGAAAACUGCCUGGUAAUGACUGCUGUGUAGAUUGUGGUUCAACCCAAGAACCAACUUGGCUGGCUACCAAUUUCGGUGUAUUGACUUGCAUUGAAUGUUCUGGAAUUCAUCGUGAAAUGGGAGUCCAUGUUUCACGGAUACAAUCACUAACAUUGGAUAAUAUUGGUACAUCACAGCUGCUGAUUGCAGCAACAAUGAGUAAUAAUGGCUUCAAUGAUAUUAUGGAAGCCAGCUGUAAUAUUCAAACAUUCAAACCUAAACCAAAUAGCACAAUGGAUGAACGAAAUCAAUUCAUUAGGAAUAAAUAUCUACAUCGCAAAUAUAUAAUUAAAACAUGUACAUCCGAAUUGGAAUUGCUAAAUGAUCUCGAACAGGCUGUUCACUCCAAAGAUAUAUACUUUCUGUUACAGGUUUGGGCAGAAGGUGCUAAUCUUAGUGCGCCAUUACCAUCAAAUACUUUGAUGGAAACGGCAUUACAUCAGUCGAUUAUGCGGGAAUAUGAUGGCAGUUCCCUUUAUAUCGUUGAUUUUUUAAUCCAAAAUUCGCCCGAUCUCGAUGUGAUAACUAGGCCGGAUGGCAAUACGGCUCUACAUUAUUGUGUCAUAUAUAAUCGACCAGAAUGUAUGAAACUAUUGCUUCGCUCAAAGGCCAAUUAUUCUCUAAAAAAUAAAAUGAACAAAACCCCAAUGGAUUUAGCUCGAGAUGAUCAGAAUAUAUUUUUGAUCCAAUUGCUGGAAUGUGCGGAAAAGAAUCAAAAAUCAUUGUUUGAGAACAUUAUCAUUCACUAUAGUGUCCAGACGGAAGAUCCAUCCACCGAUUUUUCCGAUGAUGAUCUCGAUGAAAAGAAUGGUGCAAUCAGAAAUGCUGAUGAAAUUCGCCGUGUGAAUCAAUUGAUGUUCAAUCAGAAUGAACAAUCAUUGACAAAUAAUCGAAUUCGUUCUAGUAAUCGAAAAUUUUCAUUUCGCUAUCAAACUGAAAGCGAAUCGGAUUCCAAUGAAUUGAAGAGUAAUGCUCAGACAUCAAAAUCAUCUCUUUACAACAAUUAUUCUACAGCCAAUCAUACAGCAGGAACAUUUACUUCCUCAGCUCAAAAUUCUCGACCAUCAAGUGUAGUUGGAGAUUUUUAUUCAACUGUAGUGAAUAUUGAUACUUCAAAUACAAAAGCCACAAAUAUUGUUAACAGUUCAGAUCCAGAUUCACUUGUUCGUGGUAAUGUAGUUAGAAAUAGCCGACUUAGGUUUUCGGCCGAAUCACAGCAGCCUCAAAUACCGAAUAAAGAUGGUCAUUCUCGAGCAGCAUCAGCUGAUAUAAGCUCCAAUUCAAAUUCCUUAAAUUCAACCUCUAUAACCACUCACAACAAUCUGCAACAAGUGAUGACAUCGAAAAUGAGUCAACACAUACGUAACAAUUCUGUUGAUAAUUCACUUGUCACUUCCGUAUUUUCCACUCCUGGUUUGUCUGUUAAACAAUCAAGUACACUGUCUACCAAUAAUAAUCAGCCACAACCAAACAAACCUGCUGUCCCUCUUAAACCAGCAGGGAUAGUUUCAGUCUUUGUUCCAGGAUCGAAUACAACAGCUGCAGGAACAACGUCAUCAACUACGAAUACCUGUAAAAAAGUUGGAAUAUCAAACAUUUAUGGAAAAGUGAUGACCACCACUCCUGCUAUUCCAGCAAAAGCAGACAAUUCAGACGUUGCUCGAUAUCCAAAUGAAAUGUCCGUACAAUUACAACAAAUGAGUGAAAGCAGCGUUAAUCAUCCCGUACCACCACCUCGGAAGAAAAUUCACGAUUCUCAUGGAACACCUGGAAAAUUCCGUCGAUGCUUAGCUCUUUACGAUUGUGAUGCGGAUCAAUCUGAUGAGAUUUCAUUUAAAUCUGGAGAAAUAAUCACAGUCAUCAACGAAGUGACCAAUGACGAUGACUGGAUGGAAGGAAUGAUUGAAGGCGAUCCUUCCAGGCGUGGAUUAUUUCCAGCCAUUUUUGUUCAAUUCAUUGAAUAAUAAUGCAGUCCUCGAUCAUCGUAUACCAAAAAGACCGUCAUCCUGUUAUUUAAUGAUUAUAUUUGUUUAAUUCCUACUAAUGUUAUUUUCUAGUCACUUUUGAAUUUUUUUCAAAUAAUUAGAAUUUGUCAAUUUAUUGCUUUGCUAUAUCUUAAAAUUUUCAUCUUGGGUUCAAAUCACUGACGCAUUUAUAAACAAACUCAUCAAUUGAAAAUGAUUUUUUUUUUGAAUUUAUUAAAAUUUGAUUUUUGUGGUAAAU